Messenger RNA from Cottoperca gobio, 2088 nucleotides. Its product is annotated as septin-8-A-like. The record is from RefSeq and is a predicted model, not a curated record. Gene Ontology annotation, molecular function: GTP binding. Lineage: Eukaryota; Metazoa; Chordata; Actinopteri; Perciformes; Bovichtidae. The coding region runs from base 112 to 1446 and encodes 444 amino acids. The transcript is spliced from 10 exons.
GGUGUUGCCUCCAAGUGGCCAUAUUGAAAGGAGUGUGAGUCGGUCCGUGUUCAAUGUGGAGAGCAGUUCUGGCUGAAGACGGAUAAUUCCUGCACACAGCCACUUCUGACGAUGGCGGCCAACGAGGUAGAUGUUUUCGCACAUGAAGAAAAGCGAAACCUGGAGCUCGGAGGUCAUGUGGGGUUUGACAGUCUCCCAGAUCAGCUGGUCAGUAAAUCAGUUGCACAAGGAUUCAGCUUCAACAUCCUCUGCGUAGGUGAAACAGGGAUAGGCAAGUCAACAUUGAUGAACACUCUUUUCAAUACAACAUUUGAAAAUGAGGAAGCUAGCCACUAUCAGAGUGACGUACAGCUACGCCCACAAACCUAUGAUCUGCAGGAGAGCAACGUGAACCUCAAGCUGACCAUUGUGCACACUGUAGGGUUCGGAGACCAGAUCAACAAAAGACAAAGCUAUAAACCCAUUCUUGAGUACAUUGAUACCCAGUUUGAGAGGUAUCUUGAGGAGGAGCUAAAAAUAAAGCGCUCCUUGUUUAACUGCCAUGACACAAGAAUCCACAUCUGCCUGUAUUUCAUCGCUCCCACCGGACACUCCCUAAAGUCUCUGGAUCUCGUCACAAUGAAGAAACUGGACAGCAAGGUGAACAUCAUCCCGGUUAUUGCAAAGGCAGACACGGUAUCCAAGAGCGAACUGGACAAAUUAAAGAUCAAGAUAAUGAGCGAGCUGGUCAGUAAUGGAGUGCAGAUUUAUCAGUUCCCGACAGAGGAUGAAGCUGUUGCAGAGAUCAACACCUCCAUGAAUACUCAUCUUCCCUUUGCUGUGGUUGGAAGUGUAGAAGACGUUAAAGUGGGAAAUAAGAUGGUGAAAGCCAGGCUGUAUCCCUGGGGAUCAGUACAGGUGGAAAAUGAAAACCAUUGUGAUUUUGUGAAGCUGAGGGAGAUGCUACUGCGCGUGAACUUGGAGGAUCUCCGAGAGCAAACACACGCUCGACACUAUGAGCUCUACCGUCGCUGCAAGCUAGAAGAGAUGGGCUUCAAGGACACAGACCCGGACAGCCAGUCGUUCAGCCUUCAGGAGACAUACGAAGCCAAGAGGAAGGAGUUCCUUGUGGAUCUGCAGCGCAAAGAGGAAGAAAUGAGACAGAUGUUUGUAAACAAAGUGAAGGAGACAGAAGCAGAGCUGAAAGAAAAGGAAAAAGAGCUCCAUGAGAGAUUUGAGCAGCUGAAGCGGAUGCACCAGGACGAAAAGAGGAAUCUUGAGGAGAAAAGACGAGACCUGGAGGAGGAGAUGAAUGCCUUCAAUAGAAGAAAGGUUGCAGCUGAGACACUGAUGGGACAGGCACUCCAAGGUUGCUCACAACAACCAUUCAAGAAGGACAAGGACAAGAAGAACUUCUUUAGUCUUCCAUCUGCGUGCUCCUUAACCUCAGGAAGGAAUUUGAAUUAGAAGACUUUCUACCACAUCAAAAGAUCACAGACUAACAAUAAAGUGUGUUAUUUUUUACAAUUUUAUAGAAAUGCACUUAACCCUUGGAAGUGAUUCAGCCUGAAGUCUUCCAUGUCUACUAAACUGUUCUUUAAUCUUCUAAGCAGCGCUCUGUAGCAUGGUCUCAGCAUUGCAUGGCUCAUAACCUUCAUUCCUAAAAGUGUUAAUGAUCAUUGCCAAAAUCUCAGUUUUUGUAUUGUAUGUGCUACCUUCAUUUAUCUGCCGUGUUAUGCUUGUAGUUUUUGACUGAUGACAGUUUACACUGUGAAAUAUAUAUAUUAUAAAGUGACAUAUUGCUGUUAAAUGUUAUACGGAUCAUUAUAUUAUGAUUUAUAAGCACUUUAAAUCAGUCAUAGUACAAGUACUAUCUUUAAUCAUUUAAACAGUGCCCUGUCAUGCUACCAUGCCAGUCCUUAUGUUGUGUGAAAAAGAUCUAGUUGGAAAUAUGUCAUAGUUAACUGCAAAAACUAUAUAUACUGUUAUUACAUGAAAAAAGCCUGGAUGCAUAUACAUUCAGGAUUAAAUAUCUUUAAAUCAGUAGAUCUAUAUGGUGGGUUUGCAGAUUUGUAUAUCCUGAUGUAAUAAAGACAUACUUUAUUGAAA